This is a messenger RNA of Pleurotus ostreatus (oyster mushroom), 1188 nucleotides long. RefSeq lists its product as uncharacterized. The coding region runs from base 1 to 1188 and encodes 395 amino acids. Lineage: Eukaryota; Fungi; Basidiomycota; Agaricomycetes; Agaricales; Pleurotaceae. The transcript has 9 exons. The record is from RefSeq and is a predicted model, not a curated record.
AUGGUUUUCUAUCCAGAUAACGUUCCUCGGCGCGAUCGUGCCAUACAAUUGCAAAACGACAUCUCUGUGCUCCAAAAUUCUGCAAGGGAGGCCAGAGAAGCCAUGGACAAAGAGGACGCACGUAUGCUUCCGUACAUCAAUCAGAUCCUCAAGAAUCACAACAUGUCUACCUUCGAUGACCUCCAAAAGAAGCUGAAUGAUGCUCUUUCCGGCACACAGAAAGAGAUGUACGAUGAUCUCGUGAACAAUGCCCGGAGACUAUCUGUUGGCGAUGACACCGCCCUGAUGGUGAUGAGCGGUAUCUUAUUCUCAGCAGGGAUUGUAGCCAAAGCAAUCGAUAUCGGAAACUUCUUGCGGGCUGUUAACCUCGUUACGGUGCUACGCAGCUACGCUCGUGCAUUCAUCACUCUAGUGACUGAAGGUGUCGAGGCGGGCAUGAGAGCCUUUAGGCUAGUCUCAACAGUCUUCCGAUGGUCGGAAGGUACGUGGGUUUAUUGUCACCUGGCGGUGGUCUCAUACAGUCCCUCAGAGACUUUGCUGGAGACUAGCCAGCUCGCCAGAUACGCUGGGAACGCCAGUCGAUUCCUCAAAGUCCUUUCUGUUAUCGGUAUAUUUGCUGACGGGUUUAUCCUCGCAUUUGACUUCUUUGAACAAAAGAAACAAAAGGAAGAGUUGGACAAGGCAAUCAAUGAGCUCUACGUGUCCCGUAUCGUCGCCAAGUCUUUUGCUAGAAUGUGCGACGCCAUCAAGACACAGGACGGCCUGAUGCUUGGCUACUUAAUUCUUGUAGGUGAUGACGGGACCAUCAGCAAGGAAGACCAAGAUGCAGCCGACAAGAUCGUCAACAAAUUCGUCGAGUAUGUGAAAAAGGACUGGGGCGCUAUCACCACCGCCUCGUCACUGGAUCUCCUAGUUGUCCUCGAUAAGCAACGUGGAAGCUGGACUAAUGAAGACCCAAGCUACCAGGACGCCAUCAAGAAUGCUGAGGAUCAGGUCAAGACAGACCCACCGAGCUCACCUGGUGUCCAUGCCGUAGUCAGCACUUCCGCGCUGGUUGCCAAGACGGCGGCGCAUCGCUUGGCCGCUGCUGAAGUUGAAGACUUCUAUCCUCCGCCGACGUACGACACGGCUAUGGCCCUCGUUCACCUUACGGACAUGAAGCACGAGCAGCUCCGACUGGCUUACUAG